GAAGCACUCUCUCCUGUGAUUGGCUGAUUGCACUUUCUUGUGACUGUGCUGCCUCAGACUGUUACAUACUCACAGAGGAGCUACUGUGUGGAGCAUGUGUCAAGAGGAGCGGACUCUUUACUGCUCUGCUUCCUGAGACAGACUAUCAAUGAAGCAUGUAAGAUGACCAAUGCAGUGCCCUGGAGUUCCUCAAGCUGCGUGUGAGCGCCAUGGAGCCCACAGGGGCCUGCUCGCCCACUGUUCCAGAGCCGGAGUUGUAUCGAAGGAUUCAGGCCAUUCUCCCAAAAGAAACAGACAGCUCUCAAAGCCAAGACUGCUACAACAAGGGCAUGUUGAGGUGGACGCUUCAUAAGAAAGUUCAAAAUAACCCAGUCAAUAGCCUGUCUCUGCUGUGGGUGCUCAUAAAGGAACUUGAAAAGGCUGAAAGAUGGAACAGUCGCAAAAAUAUCAUCCCUCUUCUGCACACACUUAUGUACGCUCUGAUCCAGACGGCCUACAUUCCAGAUGAACUGUAUAAACGUGUUUAUGACUUCUGUAAGAGGCUCCUGACGUACCCCCAGCCCUACUGCACCAUUGGCCUCAGCUGCACCAGGCAAAUCAAGAAGGAAAGAGCUAUUCCAGGUCUUACUUAUCAGAGGAUGGUCAUAGCUGAACAGAGGUUAAAAAACAAUCUCUAUCCUUUCCAGGAGAGGGUUUUUGUGCUGGCGGACCCUGUGGUUUUCUCCACUUCUUUAACCAAAGUUGUGAGUGAUGACAUUGAGGCGUCUGUGUCUUCUGCAUGCUCCAAGGGAUGUACCUCUCCUUUAGAACACAUGUGCAGUGUGGUCCAGCACUCCAUCCAGGCAAACGUAGGCCUGGAGCACAGUGAUGGGGCCAGGCUGGCCAGGGCACUCAAGGACAAGGGUCACGACGUUGAGCACUACUUUCAGGAAGUGUUGGCGGCGUUUGAGCAGUGUGCAGAGGAGAGUGAGACACUGAAGAGCCGCUUGCUUCAGCUCUACCAUCAGAUUGUGGCAGAUACAGAACCAUUGUCUAGCGGAGCCUUGUGUGACUACUCUCUGCCCAACCCUGAUAUGAGCUUCUACCUGUGGACAGAGGAGCUGGAUAUCUGGCGAGAGCUGUCCAAGUGGUUUCGGUCCAGUUCGACAUCAGAUUCGUUCUCCGUGAGCCAGGAUCAGGACCAGGAUCAAUAUCAGGACCAGGAGGACUUUGACCUCGGAGACUCACCCCUGGAGCUGCCUUCGGACAUGACACGCUUCUCUGUCAUGUCCAACGACAGUGGCAUUGAGAGAGACCUCCCUCUCAGCGCUGAUCUGUGUAUUGGUGGUGCUGCUCUGAGUGCUGCAUGUGAACAAGGAAAGAGUGACCAGGACUCUGGGAAGCUGUCUCGAAAAGGAGGUAUAAAGUUGCGUCCCACAGUGAAGGACAGUGUGGCUCUAAUGCAAGACACACUGGAGGAGCACGCCUCUCUGGUAGGGGAGGGGCUGAGCGGAGGAAAAGGAGGACGAAGAGCUGCUACUUUACAAAGACGAGCAGGUAGCAACGCCAUGCAGAACCCCUUCCUCAAACAACAGAGAUACUUCACAGCCAAGAUCAUCGCCAUGGGAGACGACAGGGUACUUGGGCGCCUGGCUAAGACAUACUACAAUUACAGGAAAAGGGAAGCUCGAAGACUCUUUCUCACCAUGAAAGUGAACCUACAGUUUUAUUACAUCCCUGUCAGCACAUGUAAAUCACAUCACUCUGCCGUGAAGGAAAAUCUACAUCCACUAAAGGGGAAUGCCUGCACUCUCGGUUCUUACUUGAGCAUGGUAGAUCCUUGGUACAGCUGUAAUAUCAACAAUCUGGGAUCUACAAUAACCAAGCUAGCAAAGAUGCAACAGUCAAACUCAGGACCAACCAAAGAUCCCUUUAUUUCUGAUAUCCUUUCCUACUAUGUCCGACUGGGGCAUCAGCCUGUCUACUUCAACAUCUACUUUGUCAAGAUCCACUUCACCUCCAUGAUGAAGGACUCUGCAGAGGAUGUGUUUCUCACUCAUCUGGAGCUGGAGUUUCCAGACUUUCAGCACAUCUCUGCAUCUCUUAAAGAGAAACAGAAGAAGAACUCCAGUGAGGUGUGUGGAGCUAUGGUGUCAAUGAAUUAUAAAAAGGUGACAUUAAGCGGUCGUGAUACUGACAAAGGACUGUCAUUGAGAAUGAUGAGUGCUCAUAUCUGUGCCAUCCCCUCCAGUGAAGCUGAAGAUCUAAACUGUUUGGCACUCGUUUUCAAUGAAACAACAACCAAAAGUAAAAGUAACACUGCGGAAUCCAAAAUCCGGACUAAUAAUAUCAAGAUUCGGUCAUUAGAAAGUCGCUCGUUUACUGUGACGCUGGAUAAGGACAGCCGUCGUGUUUACAAGGAUGUUCAGAGCAUUGAGAUCCUCCCAUGUCUGGACCCCGGAUACUGCGUACAGAAAUCGAUGAGGUCCAAGUUUAACACUGGGGAGGAGAAGGACGCAGGACUCAGCAAGUACAUGAGCAAAGGACUUCCACUACCGAUCAACACUUUCGCUGGCAUCAUCAACUGACUCCAUGACACCAGCUGAAGGCCACGCUUUCAGACAAGCUGCUCUUCAAAACAUUGUGUGUGAAUGACUGGGAUUUUUAAAAUCCAGAUGCCUCAAAAAUACUAGAUUUUUUUUAAAUCAAAGACAAGAAUUGCUUUGUAGUUUAUGGUAUUUGAAAUCCAUUUUUACCAUGACAAAUAGUGACUAGUGUUUUGAUGACUCAGUCCUAUACAUUUAGCUGAUCUGAGGCUAAAUUUUGCUGUAGCUCUAAUAAGUCCACACUACCUUUCACUUAAAGAACUUUCAGUACAUACACUAAGAGGAAUGCAAACCGACAGACAAAUCACGUUUUAGAAAUUGGGUCAAAAAUGCAGCACUUGUGGUACAAAAUAUUUUUCAACCUUACCUUACUAUAAUUUAGUAGAAACUAAUAUUGAAACACCAGAUUAUUUACAGACUUUCACUUGUCACACAUGUUGAUGGUGAGUUUAAACCCAUUUCAGAUCAAAAGAAAAGUUCACCAUUCUAUAUAAAGGUAUAAUCUAUAAAAAUAGAUCUAAACUUGGUUCCAUGUGAAACUGAGACAUGCUUCAGGCCCAUAUGGCUGAAGUCAGCUUUGAAUUUCACCUUUUAUCUAAAUGACAUGACUGUUAAAUGCUGUGUUUUGCACAUUUUACAUGAAGGAAUUAGUUCUAUUGAUUUUGUAAAUACAUGAAGUUGUGUAUAUAUUUUUUCUAAUAAAUGAUUCCUCCGUAUAUUUUCUCUUUA
Molecule: messenger RNA, 3314 nt
Organism: Boleophthalmus pectinirostris (great blue-spotted mudskipper)
Lineage: Eukaryota; Metazoa; Chordata; Actinopteri; Gobiiformes; Gobiidae
Product: phosphoinositide 3-kinase regulatory subunit 6
Exons: 21
Coding region: 210-2567 (785 amino acids)
Biological process (GO): positive regulation of MAP kinase activity; G protein-coupled receptor signaling pathway
Cellular component (GO): phosphatidylinositol 3-kinase complex, class IB
Molecular function (GO): 1-phosphatidylinositol-3-kinase regulator activity
Source: RefSeq, a predicted model, not a curated record